Molecule: messenger RNA, 951 nt
Organism: Hibiscus syriacus
Lineage: Eukaryota; Viridiplantae; Streptophyta; Magnoliopsida; Malvales; Malvaceae
Exons: 3
Coding region: 1-951 (316 amino acids)
Molecular function (GO): zinc ion binding; nucleic acid binding
Source: RefSeq, a predicted model, not a curated record
AUGCCAAGAAAGCCAAAAGUGAUCUUUCCCCCCCCCCCAAAAUCGAUCGAUAGUAAUCCGAUUGUUUGUCCUCCACCAGAGGUUUUCGAAGCUGGAACAUCAGUCUGGAAAUCAUCUUUGGUGGGUCAAUUUCUCGGGGCGCCACCAAACUUCAAUGCACUGCAAAGAAUCAUUGAAACCCUAUGGAACCAUCCAGCGAAAGGCGAAGGAGUUCAGGUCAGUUACGCCGGAAACAAUGUUUACAUCUUUUCAUUCGCUAAUGAUUCUGUUAGAGACUGGGUCCUUGAAAACGGACCUUGGCAUGUUUUUAACAAGCCUUUAAUCUUAAGAAUUUGGGAGGCUAACAUGCAAAAGCUUGAUUUUGAUUUUGCUCAUCUGCCUAUAUGGAUCCAUCUUUACAAUGUGCCUCUAGAAUUAUAUACUCAAGAUGGCCUAAGCUCUAUUGCCAGUGCACUAGGGAAACCAAUCUCCAUGGACUCUUUCACUGCUUCUAAAACUAGAUUGCACUUUGCUAAAGUUUGUGUUGAGGGAAACCAAUCUCCAUGGACUCUUUCACUGCUUCUAAAACUAGAUUGCACUUUGCUAAAUUGCAAAAAAUGUGCCAAAUUUGGACAUUCUGAUAAGAAUUGCCCAUCACAACAUUCAACUGCUCCAAUGAAAAUUUGGAGAAAAAAGGCUGAAGUUAACAUAAGUAUUGAAACAAAACCUCUUGAAAACUCUGAUGAAUUACAGCAAAAUCUCCCUGAACCUUCUGAUUCUCACUCAGAAGUUGUUACUAGUUCAAUUGAUGAAAACUCCCAUAAUACUGAAAUCCAACCAAAUAAAUCAAGGCUUGCUGCUUUAGGAGUUGCUAAUCUCCUUAAAGAGUUAAAGACUACAAAGAAAGAGCAUCUAGUUAAAACUAAGACUCCUGUAGAUAAAGGAGAAACUUCAAAAUCCUCUUCACUAUGA